Molecule: messenger RNA, 2542 nt
Organism: Pieris rapae (cabbage white)
Lineage: Eukaryota; Metazoa; Arthropoda; Insecta; Lepidoptera; Pieridae
Product: probable ATP-dependent RNA helicase DDX43
Exons: 1
Coding region: 227-2128 (633 amino acids)
Molecular function (GO): RNA binding; RNA helicase activity; ATP binding
Source: RefSeq, a predicted model, not a curated record
UAGUCACUACUCACUAGUCACUCUACUCAGUAAGUCAGUAUUCACUACCCACUAGUAUCUCAGGUCUUUUAAGUCUUUCCCCAUGCACGUUUUGGUGUGGUGACAUCGUUACACGAAUUAAGUAAGUUUAUAUGAAAAACUUAAUUCUUUGGAUAAUUCUCAUAGUUUAAUAGCUAUAUUUCUUUGGAUCAAAAUAGAAUAUUCUAAUAUCAGAAUAAUAUAAAACAUGUCGGACUGGGAAUCUGAUUGUGACGAUAACUAUUCAACUCUAUCACAAAAUAGAACACCGCCUCAACAAAAUUUCCAAUCGAGAGGAAGUUAUUCUGGCCAAAGCCAAAGAGGCGGUCAGUAUUCUAGAAAUACAGCACGUGGUAGAGGUUAUUUUCGUGGUAAUAACAAAGUCAUAUCAAUACCCUCAACUAAAGUUGGGCGAGUGAUAGGUCGAGGAGGAUUAAAAAUUCGCGAUUUAGAAUAUGAGAGUGAAGCGAGAAUAAAAAUUGGUAAUUCAGCAGGUGACAACACAGAUAUCACACUAUUUGGAACUAAUUCUGCGAUUGAAAAAGUUGAACAAAUGAUUAAGGAUCUUACUAUAGAUAAAGAGGCGUCAGAAAAGCAGAAUUUACAGCCAGAGACUGCUUCUCAGGUUAGCGUAUAUGAAAAAUUUACAUAUGUGAAUAGUGAAGGAAAGAAAGUUACAGAUUGGGCAGCAGCAUCAGCUUAUGCUGAUCAGGCUCAAAGAGAAAUGUGGGACAAAUUACCACCUAUUGUGAAAAACUUUUAUAACGAGGAUCCUACAAUUGCUGUAAUGCCUCCAAAUGAGGUUGCUUAUUGGCGCCUGUGUAACUUUGAUAUUAAAGUAACAAGAAUAACAGAAAACUUGGAAGCAGAAGCAAUACCAAAUCCAGUGUUGACAUUUGAACAAGCAUUUAAAGAUUAUCCAGAAAUACUUGAUGAAAUAUGUAAACAACAAUUUACAAAACCUUCUCCAAUUCAGAGCCAAGCUUGGCCUGUUUUACUAAAAGGAGAAGACAUGAUAGGCAUUGCACAAACAGGAACUGGCAAAACUUUAGCUUUCUUGUUGCCUGCUUUAAUUCAUAUUGAAGGGCAGCCAACACCUCGAGAAAAGAGACCGGGGCCAACUGUACUUAUUCUAGCUCCAACAAGAGAAUUAGCUAUACAAAUUCAGAGAGAAGUCAACAAAUAUCAUUACAAAGGCAUUAAUAGUGUAUGCAUAUAUGGGGGUGCAGAUCGCCGUGAACAGAUUGACAGUAUCUCAAAGGGGGUGGAUAUUGUUAUUGCAACGCCAGGCAGAUUAAUUGAUUUGAUCAAAGCAAACCAUAUAGAUACUGCCCACUUCUCCUUUAUAGUAUUAGACGAGGCAGAUCGAAUGCUAGACAUGGGCUUUGGACCACAGAUCAAUGUUUGUUUCUUGAAUGUGAGACCUGAACACCAAUGUGUCAUGACAUCUGCCACCUGGCCUUCUGCUGUCCGCCGACUGGCUGACAAGUAUAUGCACAAUCCGAUUUAUAUAAAUGUUGGGUCCAUGGACUUGGCAGCAGUGCACACUGUUACCCAAAAAGUAAUGGUUGUUAUGGAGGAAGAAAAAGAUACUAUUCUGCUGGACUUUAUACGUAAUAUGGAUCCGACAGAUAAAGUUCUGAUUUUUUGUGCCAAAAAAAAUACAGCUGCUGACGUCACUGCAAAUUUGGCGUGUAAGGGAUACUACUGUGAAUCCUUGCAUGGUGAUAGGGAUCAGAGUGACAGAGAAGCAGCUUUAGAAGAUAUAAUGAAUGGAACAGUCAACAUAUUAGUUGCCACAGAUGUUGCUUCCCGGGGGAUUGACAUAAAAGACUUAACUCAUGUUAUAAACCUAGACUUUCCAUUGAAAAUUGAGGAGUAUGUUCAUAGAAUUGGAAGAACAGGAAGGGCCGGUAAGACAGGGAUUGCAUUAUCUUUAGUGACAAAAUAUGAUUGGGCAAAUGCCGGUGAAUUGAUAAAAAUUUUAGAAGAAGCUCACCAAGAGGUUCCCAGUGAGUUAAGAGAAAUGGCUGACCGGUUUGAAGCCAAAAAGUCAACAAGUAAACAUGGUCGAGGUGGGCGUGGUAGAGGAAGAAGACCACAGUGGUGAAGUGUAUUAAAAAGUAUUAUAAUUUUUUAUAUUAUGUUUGACAUAAUUAGGCAUAGUUUUAUUAUUUAAGUUUUUUCUUUUUAUAUAGUUUUUUCUCUUGUUCCAGAAGUAUUUGUUUAUUUUUUCUUUUAUAUUUCUGGUUUUAAAAUUUAGUGUUUAAUUUUAUCUGUGAUGGCUUACAAAUUUUUUUAGGAAUGAAAUUUGAAAGUUUUAAUUAAAAAAAAUAUGUCUAUUGAAAGAUGUCCAUAUAAUGGCCAUAAUAGUUUUUUAGAUAAGAAAUUCCCACCACAUGUUAUUAAGUACUCUUAGGCUAAAAUAAGGUAUAGAAAUCUCAUGUGAGAAGUAUUUUUAUAGUUAUUUUUUGAUCUCUGUAACUAGUAUAGAUUUUUUAAAUAAAUGAAGUUUUGCAUGCUG